Molecule: messenger RNA, 3060 nt
Organism: Pyricularia grisea
Lineage: Eukaryota; Fungi; Ascomycota; Sordariomycetes; Magnaporthales; Pyriculariaceae
Exons: 2
Coding region: 1-3060 (1019 amino acids)
Biological process (GO): transmembrane transport
Molecular function (GO): transmembrane transporter activity
Source: RefSeq, a predicted model, not a curated record
AUGGUAUCCUCCGAGACUACCGGAGAUCCUAGCAGGGAUGCCUCCCCUUCUGCUACCACGGGAGCAUCUACACCUCGUAGAAAGGAGAAGAAAAAAGUUGGGUUUCAUCAAAACGAGGGCCAUGGCCCCACGAGCAUCGUCGUCCAUGAUGGGACCUCCCAGCAGCAAAUUUUGACACUGCAACCAACUGCGGCCACAGGUGGCUCGCCGGAUCCUUUUAAAACCCCGCAGCCAUCUCCGCCGGAACUAUCAGUGCCCCAGCAAGAGGAAGGUUCACCAAUCACACCGACGGGGGCACCAGAUGCAACAGAACUUCGUCGCGCCUUGACAAAGAUCUUGACGACCCAAGACGAGGCUCAAGGCGCCCGCGGAAGACAGGGCCGCUCGCCAAGUGUUGGGCCCUCCAAUGCCGCACCGCCCGAGCCUGCCGUCUUCAAGAGUCCUCAAAGGCCAAUGAGGCCGGUUCUGAGGCGUGAUACCAGCUAUGAUGUGCACGAAGAGAGGGUCAAGGCCGACCUGGCCGAAAUGCACACAGGGGAGCGGGAGCAGAGGUCUAGAGCCGCUGCCAGAGAAAGGGCGCACAAUCUCGCCGUCAGGGUUGAGAACUACGCUUCACCGCAUGCCUCACACCGGCCAUCUAUGGAUUCUGAAGAUGAUCUCGAGGCCGGUUCUCGCGCUGCUCGGGCUACAGCCUUGGAUGCAAACAACAAUUCCGAAAACAUGCAACAAGAUGUUCGAUCCAGGAAGCUCCAACGCAAGAAUUCUCACCUUGCACCAGAGGUACUCGAGCCUGCCAAAAAUCUUGUUCGUGCCCAUACGAAAAGGGCCCAGAAGCACCACAGAGCCUCCUCAUCCGAGACCCAACCAGAUGGGUACUUUGCUUUCCAACCCCCCUCGGAAGCACGUUCCGGAGCCGUGACGCCCGAGCCGGUCCACGAAUAUGUUCAAGACUAUGUCCCGAAGCCAAACCGUUACCACGGUGGCAUUUUGGGUUCACUUUUGAAGCUUUACAAUGAAAGCACAGGCAGCGGGUCAAACAGCAGAUCGUCGACGCCGGCUCACACGCCUCAGCACUCACCCCCAGGCUCGAAUGCACCGUCCACACCUGGCUCACCUAGGCCCUCCAGGCCGAGUAGUGGAAUAUGGAGUGGUUUUCACGUCGGCGGUAGCCCAGGCCCAGGAAAUGUCGGUGGGAAUUUCAAGACGCACCACAAGAGCCACUCUGCUUCGUCUCUGGCCCUUGGCGAGCUCAUAAAGUCGACCUCGACAUUGAUGGCGCCUGGGUCAAGCACAUCUGGCAAGGGCUUCGCCGACCGGGUGCGACAGUCUGGACAGAACGCGAAGCGGAGAUCCGGCAUAUUUGGCACAGACUCUCCCAAGUCAGCCAAGCUUAAAAAGCCAAAGCAGGCCAAGGGAGACCAGCACCACCGCAUAACCAGGCAUAUUGCAAAGAUUCUAAGCAGACACAGAUAUGUGCUUAAGCUAUGCCGCGCGCUUAUGAUGUAUGGGGCUCCGACACAUCGCCUGGAGGAGUUUCUGACCAUGUCGGCACGCAUUCUCGAGAUCGAGGGCCAGUUCUUGUACUUGCCUGGGUGCAUGAUAAUCUCGUUUGAUGAUUCGGCUACGCAUACUACCGAAGUCAAGAUCGUCCGUCAGAAGCACGGGCUCAACCUCGGCAAGUUGCGUGAUGUUCAUAUCAUCUACAAGGAGGUUGUCCACGACAUCAUUGGUGUUGAGGAGGCUACGACCAGGCUGGAUGAGAUCCUCAAACAAGACGUCAAGUUUGGAGACUGGGCCCGUAUCCCCAUCUACGGUCUCGCCUCUGCCAGUGUCGCACCCUUUGCGUUUGGUGCCCGGUUGAUCGACCUCCCCCUGAUAUUCGGCCUGGGUUGCUUGCUAGGUUGGAUGCAGCUCAUCCUCGCGCCGAGCAACUAUCUCUACGCCAACGUAUUCGAGAUCACUGCUGCCAUCGUCACCUCCUUCCUCGCUCGCAUGUUCGGCUCUAUUCGCGGAGGCGAGCUGUUUUGCUUCUCCGCCAUGGCGCAGUCUUCCAUCGCUCUAAUCUUGCCCGGUUACAUGGUUCUCAGCGCUGCGCUGGAGCUUCAAUCCCACAACAUCGUCGCCGGGUCGGUUCGCAUGGUGUACGCCAUGAUCUACACGCUCUUCCUCGGGUACGGCAUAACUAUCGGUACAGCCAUCUACGGUAUCCUCGACCGCAAGGGGGCCACAUCAUCCACGCAUUGCAAUGGUGGUAUUGAUACCGAUUGGUACUUUCUCUUCGUCAUCAGCUUCACCGUCUGCCUGUGCAUCAUCAACCAGGCCAAGUGGAAGCAGAUGCCUGUCAUGGUGGCCAUUUCCCUGCUUGGUUACGUCGUGAACCUGUACUCGGGCAAGGCAUUUCCCGGAGGCCAGGUCAGCAACAUGCUCGGCGCCUUCACAAUUGGAAUCCUCGCCAACAUGUACAGCCGGCUGGGCCGUCACGUGUCCAACUACUACCUCGAUUUUCUGGACUGGUGGGACGUUAGGGUGCGCCCUCGUUUCCAAUCCGCCAGCCGUAGACGAAACGGUGUCAUUGGUGGCGGGUAUGAACAGGGCGCCACCGAAAGCGUCCCGCCCAGCCCGUCUUUUGGUCCGACGUCGACGACAGAGAAGCCCACCGAGGGCAGCGGAGAAGCGCCGGACUCUGAACGUCGGCGCAACGUUGGUUACGGUCUCGCGGCCGCGGCCAUGCUCCCCGGCAUAUUUGUGCAGGUCCCAGGAGGUCUGGCAGCCGGCGGCUCGCUGCUGGCCGGGCUGUCGACCGCGAACGAGAUCACGCGGUCCAACAGCACCAUCACCACGGUCGUCAACGGUACUCUGGUCAACGUGACGGCGUCCUCGGGCGGAUCGGUAGACGCUGCCUCGGCGGCGCUGGGUCUCGGGUCCAACCUGAACUCUACUGCGUUCAGCGUCUUGUUCAACGUCAUUCAGGUUGCGAUUGGCAUCACUGUAGGAUUGUUCUUGAGCUCGCUAGUCGUCUAUCCUUUUGGUAAGCGGAGGAGUGGGCUCUUGAGUUUUUGA